GAGAGCUGCUGUUCUCUGUAUGUAAUAGGUUAAAGAUCCAGUGGAGAAUGUGAUGGCGGAAAUGGGUGGCUCUUUUUCGGGAGCUGAAAUGGUUACUGUCCUUAUGUCAUGGCACGGAGGCGAUUCUUUUGAGAUGACCCAAAAGCCUGAUGACUCCCUUGUUCUCCAGGCCGUGGGGCUUCAGGGAGUGAGGCAUGUUCCAGGCAAGAGAGUAGGCAUGGCUAGAGCAGAGCAUCACAGAUGCAGUCAGCAAGAAAGCUGGGGCAUUGAGAUUUUUGAGUGAUUCAGCAACCUGGCCAGGAGGAGGUGCCCAUCCAUUUCCUGCGAUCCCAGAGCAGCCUGCGCGGCCCUGGAAGGCAGAAAGGCCAUGCAUGGCCACCCCAAACAGUGAGUUCUCAGCAUCCUGCGCUACACCCGACAGCCAGCAGGGGGCGACGGACUCCACCCUUUAAGAGGAGGAUGGCCCACGUGAGUGUUCCUUCAGAGGGCGUUCAGCUCAUCCUCAGUGAGGUAAUUUCCUCAGGAACUUCCCAGGAGGCUCGCCAUGGCUUCAGGACUGCGUGGGGUGGCAUCAGUGUGAGGCGAACACUCCCCUGUGCGCGCCACAGUGGCUAAGGAGGGGGCUGGGCCGCCACUUGUCUGUCCCAGAGGAUUUUCUUCAGAGCCUGCCUUUUUUGGACUAGUCCCAUGUGGGUUAUUUUCUGCUUUCUCAGAUUCGGGGUUGUUCUGGGGGGAGAAACCCCUGCACAGGUUCAGAGAGAGAGAAACACGUGGAUGAUGAUGGUGAUGAUGAUGAUGAAAGGAAUAUACAAGAUCUCAGGACCUUCCAGUCCAAUGAGCUGAGGGACAUGGGAUGUACCUGGCAGAGAUGUAUGGAAUCCACAGUCCUAAGGAACUCAAACCAGGAGAUCAUCGAGGAGCUGGCUGAUGGGUUCAACUACUCCAUCUCCCUAGACAAGGGGCAGAUGCACCGGGACACCAAGAAGGGCCGACAUUGGUCUUGGUGUGAAAAGGAGUCCACACUGUGCCUGGAUGAGGCCUGCACAAUGCGGACGCUCCAGGAAGGCACAAUUCAAAUGUUAGAGUCCCUGGUACCAGCAUACCCAAGUGAAAACAUCUCCUACAUCACCACAUUCCUGGACCCCUACCAGGCCUUCACCAGCUCCCAACAGAUCCUGGGCCAUUUUUUUAAAAGAUACAGACGCUCCUUCCCAUGUUCAGACGUGGAGGAAGGAACAGAAGAACCACUGAAAAGGGCCCUCUCGCCCAUGCUGCACAGCUGGGCAGAUCAAUACUUACAGGAGGACUGGCAGACCCUGCACCAUCCUUGGUUAAAACUGAUGGUGGCAUACAUACACGCCAGCUUGCCUGGCUUAGACCUGAAGUGCUGUGACCCACUGUCCAUGGUCCAUUUGGAACAUCUAGGGCCCACUGAGGCAGAAAAAGAGGUGCCAGCUCCAGAGCCCCAGCCUGCUGCAAAGUCAGAACAAAGGCCAACUCUGGAUUUAGAGCGUGUUCCAGCUCCAUUUUUACUACCGCCUUUAGUGAUGGAGCCACCAUCAACGGCUCCAGUAUUGGAGCAAGAGCAAACAUCAGCUCUGGCACAAAUGCCAAGCCCUGAGCCGGAGUCAGCUGGAUGUUCAGCUAUAUUCAGAAUUUGCUUUCCACCUCUGAAAGUAGAUACAGAGCCAGCUCCAGCCUCAGAGGCCUCAUGCCCCUGGCAUGUGACCAGUGAGAACAGUCCAGCUGAGGAGAAGCGUGAGCUCAUGGCCUUCCCUCCCCAGCUGGUGGCAGAACAAUUAACAAUAGUAGAUGCGGAGCUAUUCAAGAAGGUGGUGCCCAGUCAUUGCCUGGGCUCCACCUGGUCCAAGAGGAACAAGCCUGGCAAUGAGCACCUGGCACCCACAGUCCGUGCCACCAUCACGCAUUUCCAAAGUGUGACCAGCUGUGUCCUCACCACCUGCCUUGGGGACCCGAGCAUGACUGCCCAGCACAGGGCCAGGGUAGUGGAGCACUGGAUCCAUGUGGCCCAGGAGUGCCAAAUUCUGAAGAACUACUCCUCUUUGCAUGCCAUCCUCUCUGCUCUGCAGAACGCCUCAAUUUGCCGUCUGAAGAAGACAUGGCGGAAGGUUUCCAGGAAGAGCUACAAAAAAUUUAAGAAGCUCCAAAGCCAAGACAAGUCACUCAGCAGGGAACUGAUGACCAAGAACUCAAACCAGGAGAUCAUCGAGGAGCUGGCUGAUGGGUUCAACUACUCCAUCUCCCUAGACAAGGGGCAGAUGCACCGGGACACCAAGAAGGGCCGACAUUGGUCUUGGUGUGAAAAGGAGUCCACACUGUGCCUGGAUGAGGCCUGCACAAUGCGGACGCUCCAGGAAGGCACAAUUCAAAUGUUAGAGUCCCUGGUACCAGCAUACCCAAGUGAAAACAUCUCCUACAUCACCACAUUCCUGGACCCCUACCAGGCCUUCACCAGCUCCCAACAGAUCCUGGGCCAUUUUUUUAAAAGAUACAGACGCUCCUUCCCAUGUUCAGACGUGGAGGAAGGAACAGAAGAACCACUGAAAAGGGCCCUCUCGCCCAUGCUGCACAGCUGGGCAGAUCAAUACUUACAGGAGGACUGGCAGACCCUGCACCAUCCUUGGUUAAAACUGAUGGUGGCAUACAUACACGCCAGCUUGCCUGGCUUAGACCUGAAGUGCUGUGACCCACUGUCCAUGGUCCAUUUGGAACAUCUAGGGCCCACUGAGGCAGAAAAAGAGGUGCCAGCUCCAGAGCCCCAGCCUGCUGCAAAGUCAGAACAAAGGCCAACUCUGGAUUUAGAGCGUGUUCCAGCUCCAUUUUUACUACCGCCUUUAGUGAUGGAGCCACCAUCAACGGCUCCAGUAUUGGAGCAAGAGCAAACAUCAGCUCUGGCACAAAUGCCAAGCCCUGAGCCGGAGUCAGCUGGAUGUUCAGCUAUAUUCAGAAUUUGCUUUCCACCUCUGAAAGUAGAUACAGAGCCAGCUCCAGCCUCAGAGGCCUCAUGCCCCUGGCAUGUGACCAGUGAGAACAGUCCAGCUGAGGAGAAGCGUGAGCUCAUGGCCUUCCCUCCCCAGCUGGUGGCAGAACAAUUAACAAUAGUAGAUGCGGAGCUAUUCAAGAAGGUGGUGCCCAGUCAUUGCCUGGGCUCCACCUGGUCCAAGAGGAACAAGCCUGGCAAUGAGCACCUGGCACCCACAGUCCGUGCCACCAUCACGCAUUUCCAAAGUGUGACCAGCUGUGUCCUCACCACCUGCCUUGGGGACCCGAGCAUGACUGCCCAGCACAGGGCCAGGGUAGUGGAGCACUGGAUCCAUGUGGCCCAGGAGUGCCAAAUUCUGAAGAACUACUCCUCUUUGCAUGCCAUCCUCUCUGCUCUGCAGAACGCCUCAAUUUGCCGUCUGAAGAAGACAUGGCGGAAGGUUUCCAGGAAGAGCUACAAAAAAUUUAAGAAGCUCCAAAGCCAAGACAAGUCACUCAGCAGGGAACUGAUGACCAAGAACUCAAACCAGGAGAUCAUCGAGGAGCUGGCUGAUGGGUUCAACUACUCCAUCUCCCUAGACAAGGGGCAGAUGCACCGGGACACCAAGAAGGGCCGACAUUGGUCUUGGUGUGAAAAGGAGUCCACACUGUGCCUGGAUGAGGCCUGCACAAUGCGGACGCUCCAGGAAGGCACAAUUCAAAUGUUAGAGUCCCUGGUACCAGCAUACCCAAGUGAAAACAUCUCCUACAUCACCACAUUCCUGGACCCCUACCAGGCCUUCACCAGCUCCCAACAGAUCCUGGGCCAUUUUUUUAAAAGAUACAGACGCUCCUUCCCAUGUUCAGACGUGGAGGAAGGAACAGAAGAACCACUGAAAAGGGCCCUCUCGCCCAUGCUGCACAGCUGGGCAGAUCAAUACUUACAGGAGGACUGGCAGACCCUGCACCAUCCUUGGUUAAAACUGAUGGUGGCAUACAUACACGCCAGCUUGCCUGGCUUAGACCUGAAGUGCUGUGACCCACUGUCCAUGGUCCAUUUGGAACAUCUAGGGCCCACUGAGGCAGAAAAAGAGGUGCCAGCUCCAGAGCCCCAGCCUGCUGCAAAGUCAGAACAAAGGCCAACUCUGGAUUUAGAGCGUGUUCCAGCUCCAUUUUUACUACCGCCUUUAGUGAUGGAGCCACCAUCAACGGCUCCAGUAUUGGAGCAAGAGCAAACAUCAGCUCUGGCACAAAUGCCAAGCCCUGAGCCGGAGUCAGCUGGAUGUUCAGCUAUAUUCAGAAUUUGCUUUCCACCUCUGAAAGUAGAUACAGAGCCAGCUCCAGCCUCAGAGGCCUCAUGCCCCUGGCAUGUGACCAGUGAGAACAGUCCAGCUGAGGAGAAGCGUGAGCUCAUGGCCUUCCCUCCCCAGCUGGUGGCAGAACAAUUAACAAUAGUAGAUGCGGAGCUAUUCAAGAAGGUGGUGCCCAGUCAUUGCCUGGGCUCCACCUGGUCCAAGAGGAACAAGCCUGGCAAUGAGCACCUGGCACCCACAGUCCGUGCCACCAUCACGCAUUUCCAAAGUGUGACCAGCUGUGUCCUCACCACCUGCCUUGGGGACCCGAGCAUGACUGCCCAGCACAGGGCCAGGGUAGUGGAGCACUGGAUCCAUGUGGCCCAGGAGUGCCAAAUUCUGAAGAACUACUCCUCUUUGCAUGCCAUCCUCUCUGCUCUGCAGAACGCCUCAAUUUGCCGUCUGAAGAAGACAUGGCGGAAGGUUUCCAGGAAGAGCUACAAAAAAUUUAAGAAGCUCCAAAGCCAAGACAAGUCACUCAGCAGGGAACUGAUGACCAAGGAGGCACCCUCCAAGUUUGUCACCCCGGAGAUCAACACCCAGAAAACCCAGGAGAGGCAGCAGCAGCAGCAGAAAGGUGUUGUCCCCUACCUUCGAACAUUUCUCAGUGAACUGCUGAUGAUGCACCUGACCAUGGAGGAUUAUCUGGAGGGGGGAGAGAUCAAUCUCAGGAAAAGGAAUGCGGAAUAUGAAAUAAUGAGGGAGAUCCUGCUGCUCCAGGUGGCCGCAGAUAAUUACAACCUCAACCCCAACGAGCAAUUUGGGGCCUGGUUCCGAGACCUGGAGAGGCUCAGUGAGAAUGAGAGCUACAUCCUGUCCUGCCAGCUGGAGCCCCGAUCCUAGUCAGCCAGCAGAACUGGGAAGGCCCAGAAGAGCCAGCCAUCGUCAAGCUCAGGGGCGAGUGAGUGUCCGGGCUGGCAGUGCCACCUCUCCCUCAGCUGUGGGGACACAGCUGGGAUGCUUGGGGGUUCCAGGACCCCUGCUCUGAGGGGAAGGAGACCAUUGGGAGGCUCUUCCUGUGGUCCCCUGAAGGCCAGGGGAAGAGACAAUGAUCCCACCCAUCCCCCUGCCUUCUCUUCUCCAAGGCCCAUACAUAGUCAUUUGGAGGGGUGAUACUUAGUAAAUGCCAGAUUUAAAUAUUAUUAUAUUAAAGUCCUGUUGCUUUGAAA
Mirounga angustirostris (Northern elephant seal) is the source of this 5503-nucleotide messenger RNA. RefSeq lists its product as uncharacterized. The record is from RefSeq and is a predicted model, not a curated record. The coding region runs from base 849 to 5177 and encodes 1442 amino acids. Gene Ontology annotation, biological process: positive regulation of GTPase activity; Ras protein signal transduction. Gene Ontology annotation, molecular function: guanyl-nucleotide exchange factor activity. The transcript is spliced from 31 exons. Lineage: Eukaryota; Metazoa; Chordata; Mammalia; Carnivora; Phocidae. Gene Ontology annotation, cellular component: plasma membrane.